Molecule: messenger RNA, 2028 nt
Organism: Penicillium nucicola
Lineage: Eukaryota; Fungi; Ascomycota; Eurotiomycetes; Eurotiales; Aspergillaceae
Exons: 3
Coding region: 1-2028 (675 amino acids)
Molecular function (GO): transmembrane monodehydroascorbate reductase activity
Source: RefSeq, a predicted model, not a curated record
AUGUCGGAUUCAGGCCUCGCCGCUGCGGGGAGCAGCACAUACUCGUCAAAUACCCUGCAUGUUGGAGAUGGCACCUGGGAUUCGGGACGAGAUACCUUCUUGUUACCCAAUUUGAUGGGCGUCAACUUUGAGACGAUGCGAUACAAUGGUAUGGGAAAUCGUUUCAAGGAUAUGGCUGGGUACCAUUCCAUUAUCAUCGCACACGGCGUCAUUGCAACGAUUGUUUUCUUGGGCAUCGUGCCCAUGUCAACCCUAAUAAUCCGAUACUACUCCCGAUGGAAUCCAUACUGGGCAUUUAAGCUGCAUGCUUGGGGUCAGACGCUGACGUUGCUCCUAAGUACUGUCGUGUUUGUGCUUGGAUGGUUUGCCGUUGGACCAGAAAGAAGCCUAACCAACCCUCACCAUGGAAUUGGCCUGGCGAUUUACGUCUUGGUCAUUUUCCAGGUACUUUGGGGCUGGUUUGUGCACAAGGUCGAGAGCAAGAGACAACGAGUUCACGUGCCGUUGAAGCUAGUGUUCCACCGAUGGAUGGGCCGUGCCCUUGUUAUUUUGGGAAUUGUUCAGAUCCCACUAGGGCUUACACUUUAUGGCUCACCCAAGGUGCUUUUCAUCUUGUUUGCUGUCGCAGCCUUCGCCUACUUGGUUGCCUACUUCAUCCUCUCCUAUCGAUAUGACACAACAGGAUAUCAUAUGGGAAGUGAACAUGGCGGUGGUCACAGUCAUUACACCGGACCAUCAGAAGUCUCGGAGCACCAUGGUGGCGGUCACAUGGGUGAAGCACUCGCUGGCGGUGCUAUGGCCGCUGGUCUAGCUUCAAUGUUCCGACGACGUCCUCGCAGUCGCCACACCAGUCAGGUCUAUGAAGAAUCCCGCACCUCGGUUUCGGAUGAGAAGUAUUCAGAUGAGUCUUCAAAACAUGGGGGUGGGGGUGGUUUCGGUAAGAAACUGCUCGAAAUUGGUGCUUUGGCCGGGGCCGGUCUUAUGGCCAAGAAGUGGUGGGAUCGUCGAAAGAAGCGUGAGGAUGAUGCCGAGUCAGGUCGGUAUAGACCGGCUCCCCACUCUCGCACUAAUAGCUACACGGACGAGUCCCUCAGCAGAAUGGAAGAUGGCCGACCAGAGCCAACCCAUCGAACACCACUUAACCGACCACCAAGCCGUCCCCCGAGCAGAUCGCAAAGCCCAGGCUCGUCUUAUUACGAUAGUACAUACUUCACCGAGCCCCCUAAACGAAAGUCAUCAGGCAUCAAAGACGCGAUUUUGGGCGCCGGUGCUUUUGCUACUGUGAAGAGACUGUUCAGUCGUGGCAACAAAGACGAGGAAGAAAAACAACGUUUGGAGGAUAUGCGCCGUCAAGAUGACAUUGAUGAAUCGCUACAGAGAGCAAACAGCAAGCGACGGCCCCAGGGAGAAGGAGGCUUCUACCCAAAGAGAAGGACCAGCGCGUACUCCGAAAGCGAUCUCACUGAAACGGACCUAGCCCGCCCACCUCGACAUGCCUCACAUGGAGAAUCUCUUCUCACGGCCGAGCCCAUGGCCUCCGGUGCUGUUCAAAGUAGCAUUAUUUCAGACAUGCCACCCCCGAUGCCGCCAGUUCAUCAAUCAUUAUCCGGUGACCUGCGGCCUGAACGGCCUUCCUCUCGUCAUUCCCGUCUUUCUCUUGAUGCAACAGAGCUAGCUGCACCUGUUGCCGCUGGAGCAGCACUCGGCGCAGCCUCUCGCCACAGCCGAAGCCACAGCCGACACCGCGAUGACCAUGUCGAGUCACCGCCAGUGUCUGUCAAAGUCAAGAUGCACAAUGACGGACGCCAUGUGACACUCCGCCGACUGACCGAAGAAGAAGCGGCGGCAAGCCGCGAAGCCCGCCGCAGAGAACGCCGUAAUUCCCGCCGCCGCAACAGCAGCGUAGGCUCCCUAUCCGGUCGCGAAGACGACCAAGAUCGCUGGCGCCGCGUCGAAGAAAUGGAACGCCGACAAGACGCACAAGUCAGACGUCAACAAGCCGCUGCAAGUGCCACUCCUACCCCCUAG